GCCUUCAUGGCGUCGACGGGAUCGUGGGGGGUUAGAGGAGGGAGGUGGGUGGGUGGGCGCCACCAAAAAUUGGUCAUGUUGUCCCGUACUGAGGUGGUGCACAAACACUUCUCACUCUAGCUAGAGAGUAUGGAACCUGCUCUGAGACGCAAACUCACCGCGCAGCAAGCAAGCCAAAAUGUAAUAGUUCCCACAGCCGUGUGCAAGACCCGCCAACGUGCAGGAUUGGGGCUGCUGACAGUUUUCACUUGUCUGGGCUUGCGUACGGCUGGCACUUUUCAGAGCACAAUCGCAUCUCUAGGUGUUUUCCCGAUUACGGGCGCACCCCAAUUCUGUGGCUCAGAUGCCCGGCGCGCGUUUCCGUGGAUGAGUCCCCGCACAUUCAACAGUUCAAGAGCAGGGGUCGACGUGCAGUCGCGAGUGCUGCCAGUGUUCCUCGUUGCGUGCGGUCAUUCAGGCACGACACCCCUGGUGCAUUUACUUUCCUUACAUCCGAACUUGUAUACAGUCGCCCCAACAGCCGCACUUGAGUAUUCCGUGAAACCAGAUAGUUUUGGGCGUGCAUCACUGCUAGCAUCACGCCGGGAUGACAUGACAUUUACUAAUCUUGCAUUAGCAAACAAACGGCGAAAUGCCACGCGAUGGCUAGUGAAGUCUCCAUCGAAUGCAUGUCGUUUAGGGUAUAUUUUUGAGGUGCUACCAGUUGCUCGUGUAGUUGCCUUGAUCCGCGAUGGUCGCGAUGUCAUGCUCUCUCUCAUAGAACGUUACCCCGACGCAGAUCCAGGUGGCGUCCUUUGCCUCCAGCGUUGGGUCAAUGAUAAUGAAGCGAUCCUGCUAUAUCAGAGUGACCCGCGACUUCUAGUCGUUCGCUACGAGGAUCUCUUCGUUGGAGCUGGCUACCCCGCACUGCGGAAAGUUCUCUUCCACUAUGGCAUACCUACAGAUGUCCUUGACACCAUGUUCAAAGCGCGUGAAAACGCUAUGCAGACACAUAAGCAAGAGGCGAGAGGCGCUGUUAGUGCCGCAAAUGCACACACAUUGCUUCGUGUAGCUCAACUCAAGCGCCCUUUUGAACGUAGCAAGGCCCGCUGGCCGCAGGCUAUGACGUCGAGCCUCGCAAGUAUCUUCAAGGCCAACACACGCGCAAUUGCGCUUCUUGCACAUUUUGAAUAUGCGAAUGGCUCCAGAUGGCUCAACUACAGACUGAACGAGCUUUCAAGCUCAGGAACUGUCUUCAUUCGCCUUCGCCUCGAAUUCCACCCUGUCGCAGCGCCUGUCGCCAUGACCAGGGGCACAGGGGAAGCACGGCCGCGUAGCGGCCGUACCACGUACGGCGGUGAAGGGUCUAUUUUAGGAGCCCCGGAGGGGCGACGACUCCUGUGGACGCGCCUGGGAGGCGCGUCCGCAGGAGCUUUUUUCGAGCGCGCGGUGACGACGAGAAUGAGCCUGGUGGUAUUGUCACAUCGAGAUGGUUGGGGCUGGUUAGCGGGGCUCACGGGUCGUAACUUGAUGUGGAUACCCUGGUCCGGAAUGAAACACAAACUCACUUACAAACUUUGA
Aureococcus anophagefferens is the source of this 1560-nucleotide messenger RNA. RefSeq lists its product as hypothetical. The record is from RefSeq and is a predicted model, not a curated record. The coding region runs from base 130 to 1560 and encodes 476 amino acids. NCBI's taxonomy places the organism in Eukaryota, Pelagophyceae, Pelagomonadales, Pelagomonadaceae. The transcript has 4 exons.